UUGACGCCCGCCGAGCGCGCGGCCGAGCGCAAGCGCCUCGCGGCCCUGCCCGCCGCCGAGCGCAGAAAGGUGUAUGCCGCGUAUAAAGGCAAGGGGCGGUAUGUGGCGCCCUCCGACACCACGACGUUUGCGGACGAGUACGAGAUCGACCCGGCGCGCAACGACGGCGUGGGGUACCAGUUCGACGCGGUCGUACGGGACCGCGCGGCGCGCAGGCGCAUGCAUGGCGGCGACUGCGAGUGCUGUCGCGACUAUUAUGCGGCCGUGGGCGACAUUCCGCGCUUCCACUCGGCGCCGGCGUGGCGCGACGAGCCAGACGGAGAUGCAGGGGGCGCGGGCGCAGGGGAUACACCAGCAGGCGUAGGAAUCGAGGACCAUCAGAAGCGCGUGUCCCGACACCGUGAGGUUUGGCGGCGUCCCCCAACACCCCCGGAUUUUUGGAAGAUCGCGUUUCCUACCACCCAGGAGGUCGAGGACGUCAACCGUCGCGCGGAUGAGAUGACGGCGGCGCGCGAGGCCGAGGUCCGCCGCGAA
This is a messenger RNA of Cutaneotrichosporon oleaginosum, 534 nucleotides long. RefSeq lists its product as uncharacterized. Gene Ontology annotation, biological process: DNA repair; DNA double-strand break processing involved in repair via single-strand annealing. Gene Ontology annotation, molecular function: damaged DNA binding. NCBI's taxonomy places the organism in Eukaryota, Fungi, Basidiomycota, Tremellomycetes, Trichosporonales, Trichosporonaceae. The record is from RefSeq and is a predicted model, not a curated record.